UGCGCGUUCACUCACUGAGAAACACGCUGCCGAUGAAAAACAACGCGCUGCUCCACUGCUCUAACCACGGGGCGCGCUCCCACGCAGGAACAUUCCUCUUCUAUUCCUCCAGCCGCUCAUUAAGUGUUUUUUCUUUCUUUCAUUUUCUUUUCCCCCCCUCUUUCUGUUGCAACAUGAGCGCUGAAUGCAGCAGUUACUACAGCGCUGACGGGGUGUUCGUGGACUCGUUCUCCUGUCCUAAACCAGGGAAUGCUGCCGCUGCCAUCUACUGUUGUGGAUUUAACGAUAUUAAAUAUUGCUGUGAUGAUGCAAACAGUUUUUUCCCGUAUGAGUACGGGUACAUGUGGUGGCUCAGUAUCGGUGCUCUGGUCGGUCUGUCUAUAGCAGCGGUCGUCCUCCUUGCUUUCCUCAUCACUGUGUGUGUCCUCUGCUACCUCUUUAUCGUCACCAAACCCACUCGUCGUCUUGACAACGGCCUACCCCUAAGAGCGCCAGGAGAUCCCAGUGAGGGGCCGAGUCAUGUGAGGGUGCUCUGCGCAGCUGCUCCACAAAGAUUCAAAAAUCCCUUUGUGAACAGGAAGGUGGAUUGUGACAAUCAGUCGCCAGACCCAGAGCACCUUUUCCAGAGGUGUUUUACACCCACAGUCACUGGAGUGAAAGUGGAAAGUCCUUCAUAAAUUACUCUUUUUUUUUAAAAUAUAAGGACAGCAGCACUCUGUCAAUAAGGUAAAUCAAUGAGGAAACAGCCUUUUGGUACCAGUGGACAACUAUGAAUGAGAGGAAAGUAACUGAUACGGUGGCUGAAAGGAGUAUAUACUGAGUAACACAACUUUAGACUAGUAGUAAGAAGCACACGCUCAGAAGGCUGUGACGUUUCUCGCCUUGUUGACAUUUUUCAUGCAUUAAAGUCGUCUUUCCUCGAGGCCUCCUCACGGGUGGAAAUUACUUAUCCUCCAUCUUUUUGGAAACUAAUGCAUAAAUUUGGCUUUCUGAAAGCCAAAGAUUCAUUUGAACAGAUGAAUCAUUGAGUCAUAUGCAGUUUACAGUGAGGACAUACAGUUUUAGGCACAUUUAUGUGCUGAAGAUGUUGCAUUUGGGUAAGAGAAAGCCAAGCUAGUGUUUUAAGUCGGAAGGCACUCUGAUUUGAAUCUGCUACAUUUUACUCAGGGACUGAAGGAUUUGUGGGAGUGAAACGUUCCCAGCACAACACAGAACUGCACCAUCAAUUGACUUUUCAGAUCUUUAAAAUGGCUUAUGUUUACAUUCUCUGGACAAGCAACCUUAAGUAAAACCCUUUGUGAUGGCUGGAGGUGGGCUUGGAUUGUUGGGUAUCUCUUAUUCUGACACUGGAGUUUGUGGUUUAUAUUCUGUGCCCUGCUGGCAGUCCGGUACAGGUUUCUUAUAACCACAGUCAUCAUGUUUCUCUAACAUAACCAACAAGGAUUCUGCUGAAGAGUCAAAUUCCUCUUAACUAUCACAUCAGUUAACAUGAAGGAGUCUGAUUGUAGCGUAAUUCUCACAGAUUUUAGUUAAAAUCGCAUCGCUGUAUACCUGAAUCACUUUUAAAGGAUACCAUUGUUAUUCAUUAUUAUUGUGAAGAAUGUACCAGUCAACGUAUGCUGUGCGCUGUACAGUCUGACAUAAACAAAACCUCAUUUAUUGCAUAAAAUCUGGGAGGCAGAAGAGGAUCUAACACAGACGGUUCUCUGAUUAAAAAGCUGAAUCUGAAUGGAAUAGCGAGGUGCUACAUCAGUGAAUCACAUGUAAGCAUACAUUCCUGGGGGAGUACAUUUCCACUAAUAAACUGUGAUCAUUAUGGCAUAAGAUCUAUUAACUGGUGAUGGCAACAAAUGUUUAGAAUCGUAAAAGAGUACUGUUAAGCUCUGUCCAGUGUUUUUGCACAUCAAAAGCCUUCAAAUUCAUGCAUCUGCUACUGAAAUGGCACUUUGCAGCUGUAUUUAAUGAAUGACAUUAAGCCGAAUGUUCCCCCAAUACUGGCUCAUGUGGUUCGGAAACCUAAAAUAUAGGAUGAAUAGAUAGGUGUUUCUGGAAAGAAGCAUGCAUUUUAUUGUAAGAGUGUCCUCUAGUGGCCAUAGUAAUAAUGACUAAGAAGAGGAGGAGGUCAGGGUGGAUGGAUGGGUUGCCAUAAUGUUGUACUUUCAAAUGGUCCUAAGCAGUGUUGGGGUUGUUACGCAUUUUAAAAAAGAGAAAAAAAAAGAAAAGAAUGUAUUACACAUUACUCGUUACUUUUCUUAAAAGUAAUGCAGUAUGUUACUCAAUUACUCGUCAGAAAAAGUAAUUAACUACACUACUUGUUAUAUUACUUUCUUGUUGUAUUGUAACGUAACCUGAAACACACUGUCACAUAAUCACCAACAAUAUAACAACAUAAACCCGAGGCUACACUUUAAUAGUAUUCUUCGGCUCUUUGUAGCUUCGGCUACAAAGAGCCGAAGCUGUGUUAGCAACUGUUAUGGAUGCAGUUUGCACUUUACCAUCGCACUCUUGUCCCUUUGUACAAAAAAACCCCAAAAAACAAAAACUGUGAAACUGAAAAAUUCACUGUGAUUACAGUAACGUGCUACAAUGGAACAGGUCUGCUUUAACCUAAUGCCAUUUUUUCCCUCAUACACCUUACCAAGUUUUUUUCGUGCCUAAAUCUAACCAAACCAAGGUGAAAAACAUCUGUGAUCAAAGGUGGAAGUUUUUCCAGGACAAAAUCAAAGCUUUCUGACCACCAUGCCAUUUAGUCAAGAACAAUUUGUUAGUCUUUUUUUAUGUAUACAAAGCUUUUAUUGUUAGGACAUCUCAAGCAAGAUGGUGCAGACAGCAAGCCCUAUACAAACACAGUCAGCUUUGAUGAGUUUCAGCUUCGCUUAUCAUGUUGGCUUUCAAGCUUUUGUGUGAAGAGUCCUGAUCGGUUUUCACUGUUAUUGUAGAAGCUGCUUUUUUGUGAACUCACUAGAAGGUUGUGCUUAGUAUGUUCUGGAUAAUCAAAACUUUCAAGUGCACUUGCUUUUUGUUUUUUUGUUGAUGAUCUGAAUGUUGAUGCAAAAUUAAUGCAAAACGUCCGAUAUCUGUGCUUUGAUUGUUCAUGUUUUAAUUUGGUUGUUGAGCUCGGUAACCAAAUUAAAAUUCCUGUUUCAACACUGUGCCAUUUUCUCUGUUAAAACGUGGUCUAAACAUAAAAAAAUAAUUAAAAGAGCCUCCUUUAAGAAUUUUUGUGUUUUGCUAGCAUGUAAGUGUGAGCUCUGUUAUUUAACAUCAAUUUACAUUUGAUGAAAGAGGAAAACGAGAUGUUUACUCAGUUUCAUCCAUAUAUGUUUGACUAGAAUGGCUUUCAAAUGAAUGUACACAUUCACACUAUUCUUCAAAGAGCAUCAGUAAAACCUGAAUGAAAGUACAUCACAUCAUAUCUCAUGCAGACGUGGUGCCUGAUCAACUGCAAUGUGAAUACUAUUUAAGUGCACAACAUGGAAAUUAUUUAUCUUAAAAAUAACACCACUCCUUGCGCUCUUAAUCUCUUUUCAUUUUCUUUGGGUGAUCAUAAGGUUUCUUAGCACAAACAUGCUUUUCAAAGAAAUACUUUAAGUUAAUGUUUGUUGUUUUUCUAUUAAAUGUGCUCAGCUGAGCG
This is a messenger RNA of Neolamprologus brichardi, 3634 nucleotides long. RefSeq names its product protein shisa-like-2A. NCBI's taxonomy places the organism in Eukaryota, Metazoa, Chordata, Actinopteri, Cichliformes, Cichlidae. The record is from RefSeq and is a predicted model, not a curated record.